CGUUCAUCGAUUUCCGGCCAUAAGGCGCGCCGAUCACAUACAUUGGCAGCAGGGGCUGAGGACUGUCUGGGCCAGGGCACGCGGACUAGCAGCACGCUUUUCAAGGGCACUGCAGCAGGCUCCAGGAGAUUGGCAGCAAGCUCACUGCAUAGUCCGCAACCCAGCACCUGCGUGGCGCGGCGGCAGGCCGAGCAGCAGCUGCAGCGGCUGCACCACAGCCGCGGUAGCAGGCGCGGGUCAUGGCCGCACGCCAGCAGCCGCUGCCGACGGCCUGGGACUCCUCCAUCCGCUCCCCCGCGCAGCGCUACCUGUCGGUAGAUGGCUGCAGGGUGAAGUACGUCGGCCCCGGCAGCGACGACCGCGACGCGGCGGCGGUACGGGCCAACCACCCCGUCCCGCCCGACUGCCCGCUGUUCUAUUUCGAGGUGGAAGUGACCAGCCGGGGGCGGGACGGAUUCAUAGGCAUCGGCUUCUCCACCGCCGACGUGAAGCUGGACCGGCUGCCCGGGUGGGAGCCCCACAGCUACGGGUACCACGGCGACGACGGCCACGCGUUCAGCGGGCGCGGCACGGGACGUGCCUACGGGCCUGUGUACACCACAGGCGACUGGAUCGGCGUGGUGUUCAACCGGGUAGAGCGCACCAUCACCUUCACCAAGAAAGGCUAUGACCUGGGCGUGGCGUUUGAAGGGGUCACCGAGGAGCGGCUCUACCCUUCCGUGGGCUUCCGCACGCCAGACGAGGAGAUUGUGGCCAACUUUGGGACCGACCUGGCGGCGCGGCCCUUCAAGGGUGACCUGGCCUGGAUCAAGGCAGAGGCCAGCCAGCGCCUCUACUCCUCCGUGCUUUCCACCACCGUGCCACGGUCCUCCAAGGGCCAGAACGUGAUAGGGGAGCUUGUCUUUGGCUACCUCCAGCACCACGGACACUGGGACACGGCGGCGGCGGUGGCUCGCGACGUUCUGGGCGGGUCCGCGGCGGUCAGGCAGCAGGACGUGCAGGACAUGCAGGUGCGGCAGCAGAUUGGAGAGCGGGUGGAGGCGGGGGACGUGGAUGCUGCGCUGGCGCUGACGGAGCAGCUUGCGCCCGGCCUGCUGGCCGCCAGCCCCCGCAUCCACUUCCGCCUGCAGUGCCAGAAGUUUGCAGAGAUGAUCAAGGCGGGGCAGGUGGCCGAGGCGAUAGAAUACGGGCGUGCCCAUGUCGUGCCCCUGGCGUCUCCCAGCGACAGCGGUACCGCGGCGGCAGCUGACCGAGAGCUGCUGGAGGAUGCCACUGCGCUGCUUGCGUAUGAUGACCCCACGACCGGGCCCACGGGCUACAUGCUGCUGCCCUCACACCGCUCCGAGCUGGCAGCGACGCUGAAUCGAGCCAUCCUGGCGCACA
Molecule: messenger RNA, 1383 nt
Organism: Chlorella variabilis
Lineage: Eukaryota; Viridiplantae; Chlorophyta; Trebouxiophyceae; Chlorellales; Chlorellaceae
Exons: 10
Biological process (GO): cytoskeleton organization; cell surface receptor signaling pathway
Cellular component (GO): cytoplasm
Molecular function (GO): protein binding
Source: RefSeq, a predicted model, not a curated record